Messenger RNA from Hyaena hyaena (striped hyena), 1801 nucleotides. It is a transcript of the gene OGFR, whose product is annotated as opioid growth factor receptor. Gene Ontology annotation, molecular function: opioid growth factor receptor activity. The record is from RefSeq and is a predicted model, not a curated record. Bases 18 to 1427 code for a protein of 469 amino acids. Gene Ontology annotation, cellular component: membrane. The transcript has 7 exons. Lineage: Eukaryota; Metazoa; Chordata; Mammalia; Carnivora; Hyaenidae.
CCCGCCGCCGCCCGAGCAUGGACGACCCGGACUGCGACUCGACCUGGGAGGAGGACGAGGAGGAAGACGGCGAGGACGCGAGCGCUGGCGGCGGCGAGAACGGCGAGGCCGGCGCCCCGGGGCACGCGGAGGGCGAGGGCGACGACGGAGAGGACGCGCUCCAGGCCAGGAUGACGGGGUCCCGGAACUGGCGAGCCAUGCGGGACACAUGCAGGUACCGGCACCACUACCCGGACUUGGUAGAGCGGGACGGCAACGGCGACAUGCCCAACCUGAGUUUCUACAGAAACGAGAUCCGGUUCCUGCCCAACGGCUGUUUCAUUGAAGACAUUCUUCAGAACUGGAGGGAGGACUACGAUGUCUUGGAGGAGAAUCACUCCUACAUCCAGUGGCUGUUUCCUCUGCGUGAACCUGGAGUGAACUGGCACGCCAAGCCCCUCACGCUCCGGGAGGUGGAGGCGUUUAAAAGCUCCAGGGAGGUCAGGGAGCGCCUCGUCCAGGCCUACGAGCUCAUGCUGGGCUUCUACGGGAUCCAGCUGGAGGACCGGAGCACGGGUCAGCUGCGCCGGGCACACAACUACCAGACGCGCUUCCAGAACCUCAACCGGCACAGCCACAACAACCUCCGCAUCACGCGCAUCCUCAAGUCCCUGGGCGAGCUGGGCCUGGAGCGCUACCAGGCGCCGCUGGCGCGCUUCUUCCUGGAGGAGACGCUGGUGCGCCGCCAGCUGCAGGCCGUGCGCCAGAGCGCCCUGGACUACUUCGUGUUCAGCGUGCGCUGCCCGCGCCAGCGCCGCCAGCUGCUGCGCUUCGCCUGGGAGCACUUCCGGCCGCGCAGCGCGUUCGUGUGGGCGCCGCACGACAGGCUGCGGAGGCUGCGGGCGCCCCUGCCCGCGGGGGAGGAGCGCCCCGGGGCCGGCGGCGCGGCCGGGGACCAGGCACGGGCGGCGGGCGGCCGCGGGGAGGGGGGCCCGGAGCCCCCAAGCCCCAAGGAGAGCAAGAAGCGGAAGCUGGACGCCAACCGGCGGGAGCAGGCCCCGGGGGAGCCGGGCGCCCAGGGCGCCUCGGAGGUGGAGAAGAUCGCCCUGAACCUGGAGGGCUGCGCCCUCAGCCAGGGCAGCCUGAGCGGGGACACCCAGGAAUCGGGCAGCCAGGCCCCAGGGGAGGCCGAGCAGCCCUGCCCCCAGCCCCCGGGGACCAAGGUGGCCGAGGAGGUGAGGAAGAGAAGGAAGGUGGACCAGGGGCCCGGGAGCGGUGACUCGGUGGGUGCCGGGGGUGGGGCCGAGCCGCCGUCCCCCACCCAGCCCGUUGCCCUGCCGGGGUGCCCCGAGGCCAAAGAGAAUGAGAAUGGGGUCGAGGAGGCAGAUGGUGGGGCCGAGCUAGCGCAGGGGACCUUGGUAGAUAAGGAAGCAGAGGCGCCGCCUUAGGCCAAACCCCGAAAGCCUUAAGGGAGCGCGUGCCUGGGGAACCUGGCCUGGCCCUGCGGGGUGUCUGGGGCUCCAGCUUCUGCUGUGCUCAGCACGUGCAGGACUGGCCCGUCCCUCAAGGUCACUGCGGCCCUCAAGGUCACUGCGGCCGCAGAAGAAGUUCCCCUCUCCCGGAAGGCCAGGGACUUCCGAAUCCUUACCUCCAGUUCACUUCCUGCCUCCCUCCGAGACAGACAGACAGACAGACACACACACACACACACACACACACUCCUUUGUAAAUUGGCCCUCAAGGGUCUGGGGGGUGGGAAUGGGGGCUCAUUUUCUUAGUCUGGUGCCGAAGUCUUUUCUGAAUAAACUCCUUUGACUUUGAA